GCUUAUACAUCCUCCGUGCAUUAAGAGUCACAUGAUCUGGUCACAUGAUCAAGAACAACAUGGCGGAGUGUUGAUGCUCUUCAGGACAAGGGAUACAUGUCAACAGGGCGCUAUUUUUAUCCGUUGUAAUUUACAUAGAUGUUAACAAUGGCUUCCAAAUUCCGCCUUGCCCUCGUACAACUUGCAGUUGGGGUGUCCAAGUCAGACAAUCUGGCCAGGGCAGCCAAACUCAUCAAGGAAGCUGCAAGUGGUGGAGCAAGGGUUGUUGCGCUACCGGAAUGUUUCAACUCCCCGUACGGCACCAAGUAUUUCCCCGAGUACGCCGAGGCAAUCCCCGGACCCUCCACUGAUGCCUUGUCUAAAGCAGCCAAGGAAAACAACGUCUUUGUGGUGGGAGGUUCAAUCCCCGAGGAAGAGAACGGCAACUACUACAACACUUGCACUGUGUAUAACCCCGAGGGAUCACUCAUAGCUAAACAUAGAAAGGUUCAUCUGUUUGAUAUUGACGUCCCCGGCAAAAUCACCUUCCAAGAAUCUGAAGUCCUGUCUCCCGGCAACCAGCUGACGUUCUUCAAUACACCUUUCUGUAAGAUCGGGCUGGGGAUCUGCUACGAUAUCCGUUUCCCUGAGAUGGCCUUGCUGUAUGCCCAGAGAGGCUGCAAGUUGCUGCUCUACCCUGGGGCCUUCAACAUGACCACCGGCCCCGCCCACUGGGAGUUGCUUCAGAGGGGACGUGCCCUUGACAACCAGUUAUACGUCGCCACCAUCUCUCCAGCCAGGGAUGACAAGGCGUCGUACGUCGCCUGGGGUCACAGCAGCGUCGUCAGUCCUUGGGGUGAGGUUGUGGCUACUACUGAGCACCAGGAGGCAGUGGUCUACGCAGAAAUAGAUGUGGACUAUGCGAUGGAGGUACGGCAGCAGAUCCCCGUGCACAGUCAGAAGAGGGAGGACAUGUACAGGGUGGAAGAUCUCUCCGACCUGGAUGGGGUGGAAUAAAUCUGUGUAUCACACAGCAGGGGGUGGAAUAUAUCUCUCUCUCAGGCAGCACAUCUCAUUAUCUGUUGAGGGUUGGGGAUGGACUGACGUGUCAUGAUACAUUGUCAAACAACUGUUGUAUUGUAGGCUAGUGUGUCAUGGCUGUGUUAUGGAAGGGGGUAGGGGUUUGAGAUAGAUUUACUGAUGAAUGUAGUGACAUUCUUUGCUGUGUGUUUUGUAUCUUCAACUGAAGCAUUCAUUGUACAAGGACAGUGAUUACCGUAUUUCCUCUAUUAGACGCCGGGCCUCUAAUAGACGCUGGCCUCUAAUAGAAGGCGGGUCAGUUGUUCAGUGCAAAAAAUAGAAGCCGGGCAUCUAAUAGACGCCAAGUCGAUCAAUUGAUACAAUUUAUGAUCCCUUUCAUAGUGAAAUGGGGGUAUUAAUAGAAGCCGGGCCUCUAAUAGACGCCGAGUCGAUCAAUUGAUACAAUUUAUGAUCCCUUUCAUAGUGAAAUGGGGGUAUUAAUAGAAGCCGGGCCUCUAACUGACGCCGGGUCAAAGGCUUGUCCGAAAUAAAUAGAAGCCCGGGCGUCUAAUAGAGGAAAUACGGUACACUGUUACUCAGAAUACAGGUGGCAUGUAUGCAGAAGGUCUUUCACUUAUACUGAAUGAACAAGAUGUUUUAAAUCUUGAUGAUAAAUAUAACAUGUUCUUUUGAUAUUUCAAGGUUUUGAUUUUUAGAUUAACUUAUGCACAAGAGGUCUACUUGUGGUGUUGUGUCAGACUGAAGUACAUGAGUCAGGCUGGCAGCUGAAGUGUAUUAAGUGGGGGGAGGUGGGUUGGGGGGAGAAGGGUGGGGUUGCCAUUGGUUUGGUUUGUGGCGAGGUGGAGUGGGGUUAGGUAGGGUUGAAGUGAGGGAGAGUUGCAUUGAGGUGAGGUAGGGUGAGGUAGAGUUGUGGUGGGCUAGGGUGAAGUCGGGUUGUGUUGAGGUGGGAUAGGGUGAGGUAGAGUUGUGGUGGGGUAGGGUGAGGUCGGGUUGUGUUGAGGUGGGGUAGGGUGAGGUAGAGUUGUGAGGGGGUAGGGUGAGGUAGAGUUGUGAGGGGGUAGGGUGAGGUCGGGUUGUGUUGUGGUGGGGUAGGGUGAGGUAGAGUUGUGGUGGGGUAGGGUGAGGUAGAGUUGUGGUGGGGUAGGGUGAGGUCGGGUUGUGUUGAGGUGGGUAGGGUGAGGUAGAGUUGUGGUGGGGUAGGGUGAGGUAGAGUUGUGGUGGGGUAGGGUGAGGUCUGGUUGUGUUGAGGUAGGGUAGGUUGAGGUAGAGUUGUGGUGGGGUAGGGUGAGGUAGAGUUGUGGUGGGGUAGGGUGAGGUCUGGUUGUGUUGAGGUAGGGUAGGGUGAGGUAGAGUUGUGGUGGGGUAGGAUAGGGUGAGGUAGAGUUGUGGUGGGAUAGGGUGAGGUCGGGUUGUGUUUGGGUGGGGUAGGGUGAGGUAGAAUUGUGGUGGGGUAGGGUGAGGUAGGGUUAUGGUGGGGUGGGUUAGAGGUGAGGUGGGGUUGGGUGAGGUCUGUUUUUAUGUAGGAUAUGUCACAGAUCCAGUAACAUGAUUUCAUGUUUGAUUGUUUCUAAUGUUUGUCAUUUUGUGAAUUUUUGUGAAUGAUUGCAUAUUACUUUGCAUGUUAUCAAUCCUAAAACUACAUGUGGUGAUUACAUCUGAAUGUAGACGGAAGAUUUUCUUUUUUUUCAUUCUCAGUUACUUAUCAUGUCAUUGUCCACUUCUGUGUUUGGUGAGCCCACUUUCAGUAUUACCCGAUAGGUUGACAAACCCUUGGCCACAACCCUUCAUGGAGUUGCAUGCAUGUUAGAUUUGCCAACAAAUUCGUAUGUAGCCAGCAGGGCUUGCCCCUUUCAAAAGUUACUCGCCCUAAACUAAAUGUUGGAGGCCGCAAUUGAGUUGCCCAGGUGCUCAAAUUCUUUAGAACUCCUCAACCCUAAAACGUCAUUUCCUGCACUUUGAGUUUAAUCCUGGCUUCCAUUUCAAUUUCAAGUCCUUUCCAACUACUGUAUUCAACGUAAUAGACGCCCCGCUCCAAUAAGUGCCAACGGCGAUAUUUGCUAGUAUAUUGGCUGGUGAACAAUCCCAGUUUGCACCCCUUCCUAUUGAUCAAUGUACACAAGACUAUAAUAUGCACUUGUGUGUUAUAUGCAUCCUUAAUUAUGGGCAAUUAAAUUCUGGAAAAUAUAUCUGUCGUGUAUAAAUGCGCAGAGACUUUUCUUUGUAUCAUUUCAGGCUUUCAGCACAAACCACGGAAUUUACGAUCUUUCAACUGUUUUUUCUCUCACCAAAAUUAUAUUCUGAUAAGAGCCCCCUAUUUCUAAUUUUGAAAGGCACAGUGGGAGCUUAUUACGUCGAAUACGGUAUCAUGUAGUUGGUGUUGUAAGUCAGUCGUAAGCCUUUUCCCAAGUCACUGUGAUGGCAUUCUGAAAGCCAAGGCCUACAGAAAUAUACAAUCACUACAUUUGGGGAUACAGGGCAAAGUUCAAGAUUUUUGUAAUGGCCACUUGUACACUGGUGGCAGCAAUGAUACCGGGAGGGUCAUGAAGGUGUCACACCCUGGGAAGGAGCUGAAUGCUGUUUGAUGAAUUAUGAUAACUCUUCCAGAUCUGCCGUCUUCCAAAUUCAACUUGUUUUACACCCGUGCUGGAUGUCAAACUGAUUUGUCGGGGGGCGUAGGGAUUUUCCAACUCUUCUGUCUUUGUGUGCAAUAUAUCUUUUCCAUAACUGAGAUUGUAGAUUGCUGUGACAUUGAAUAGUGACGUGCUCUUAUGAAAAUAAAUGAAGCCUUAUGGCUACUGUGGCCUUUCAGCUGGUGCUUACAACUCA
This is a messenger RNA of Haliotis rufescens (red abalone), 3846 nucleotides long. RefSeq names its product omega-amidase NIT2-like. Lineage: Eukaryota; Metazoa; Mollusca; Gastropoda; Lepetellida; Haliotidae. Gene Ontology annotation, cellular component: mitochondrion. Gene Ontology annotation, biological process: oxaloacetate metabolic process; L-glutamine metabolic process. The record is from RefSeq and is a predicted model, not a curated record. The transcript has 9 exons. Bases 139 to 996 code for a protein of 285 amino acids. Gene Ontology annotation, molecular function: omega-amidase activity.